Messenger RNA from Haemonchus placei, 870 nucleotides. NCBI's taxonomy places the organism in Eukaryota, Metazoa, Nematoda, Chromadorea, Rhabditida, Trichostrongylidae. The record is from the annotation of a GenBank genome assembly.
GGAUUCUCGUGUCCCCCUUCACCGUGGUAUGCGAGGCGUACUCGACGCGGCCGAUCAGUCUUUAUUGACAGUUACCAUGUCAAUAGUCAUAUACAUUACAACUUCAGAUCUUUGGUCUCUGUGGGAACGCAGCAAUUUUUUGGAACGAGCGUGAACAGACUAGUUCAUCAUUUGCAAGCGAGCACUAUAUUCUGUAAUGAACGUCAUAUGAUAUCAUUGAAUAAAUUCUUCUAUCCCACCUUUGAAAUCGACUGGUGUCGCACAAGAAUACGAAACGUGACUCUGCAACGAAUAAUCACUACAAGACCGGAGGCGCGUCGUGAUCUUAACACAAUAACCAAGCACACCCAAGAAGCUAAAAGAUUACUCUCAGAAGCGGGAACAACCUUCGAGGGAUACACGUUCUGGGAGAGUGUAGUUGUCUUUCCGCUGAUCGCGGUGCUAUGCAUCGUGCUCAUCCUUGUCCUGAGCAUCAUAUUUUUUGGUCGAAGAGAGGGUCAACAGUGGAGAGAUUAUAAAACUGCAAAAGAGCAACUAGAAGAAUACGUAAGUGUGCGACAGAGUCAACGGCACUUGCGGGAGCUUUCUGUACAGCGGCAGUUGCUGCUCAUGACUCGCAGUCGUCACCAAUCUUCACGAUGUGGUAUUCACUCAUUUCUACAGCCAAAAAACAAAAGCUUGCGAAGAAGAAACAACACGUCUGAAUGGCUCACUAAAUGUAACAGCAAAUUUGAUGAAAAUAACGUAGGGAAGCAAACGGUAGCGGAAGCUGCUCUACAGUGUGGAAGCUCUCUUCAUUUAUAUCGGAAUCCUCUGGAAAGUGAAAUAGAGGAAGAGAAUGAGAACGAUAGCCUCAUUGAGAAAAUUUGA